GUUUCCCCUCCAACCACAUUAUCACUCUCUAACAGAAAACCAAGGUGACCACACAAACAAAAUGUCUACUUCGGGCCUACUCUAUGCAGCCUCAAGGCUCAAUUUUCCCUCGCGAAUAUCAUCAGAUGUCUUUAACACCUGGUACAAUGAUAUACAUGUGCGUGAUGUUCUCAAGACCUCGGGAAUCAACUCCGCAGCCCGCUAUGAAACGGCUGCAGUGCCCCAAGACAGUUCCCCGUGGACAUUCCUCGCUCUCUACCCCGUCCCAGAUAUCGAGUUUCUGAACACUGGGGAGUUUACGAGCAUCCCUGUGACUAGUGAUGUUCUGCCGGGACCAACACACAGUUGUAUGGAUAUAGCGCAUUUCGAUAUGAGGCGAUACCGCGAGGUAGGGAGACGAGGAGACUUGGAUAUGCCAGCAGGUCCAACGUCUCAUCUCCUUACUGUGGAAUUUGACUUGCCUUCACACAUUGACAAAGCCGAUGACCAGGCUGUGAUGGAUUGGUUCUAUGGGAUUUGUAGUAGUAAUGGCGCGCCUCAGCGGGUGGCCAUUCAUGAAGUCUUCUGGGCUAUGUUAUUCCCGAAUGGGAAACCAGCAGAGCCGCCGCGUUACUUGGCAUUGUUGGAACUUAAUGGUGACGACAAUGUGUACGACGAAGCUAUCAAGAAAAUCCAUUUGGUCGCGAAUGUUGACCAGUGGAAAGUGCACAAGAAACGGGGCUGGGAGAACCCCUCACGCUUCUCGAAGAAGAUGACCCAAUCGAACGGCAAUUUCAGCCACAAAUUAAAUGGCCCUUAUCUCUGGCGUCGAGCCCCUCAAGGAGUCGCAAAGUCCAGCAGAGGAAAUGAGAUGAAGGACAUCAAAAUUGAGCCCGCAAAGGGCAUUUCCUACUUCACUCCUGCACAAGAAACCCCGGCAGGAACAGCAGCCAACCCUCAGAGCAGUGGGAAGGCAGUACCAAAGCUCUUCCAGUCGAUUACUAUUCGGGGAUUAACAUUCCAGAACCGUCUUGGGUAUUCUGCCGAGGAUGGACAUAUGACUGACUACCACCUCGCCCAUCUCGGCGGCAUAGCCCAGCGAGGCCCAGGCCUUAUCAUGAUCGAGGCCACCGCCGUUCAACCAGAGGGUCGCAUUUCACCCCAGGAUGUAGGGCUAUGGAAAGACUCACAAAUUGCACCGAUAGCCCGAGUUAUCGAAUUCGCCCAUAGCCAAGGCCAGAAAAUCGGCAUCCAGCUUGCGCAUGCGGGUCGGAAAGCGAGCACUACUGUACCAUGGAUGCUGAACCAUGGCGAGAUAGCGACAGAGAACGUCGGUGGGUGGCCUGAUAACAUCAGAGGGCCCAGUGAUAUACCCUUCAGCGAAACAUCUCCGCAUCCGCGAGCGAUGACAAAGGACGACAUCCGCGAGUUCAAGGAUGCGUGGGUUGCAGCCGCGAAACGGGCCCUUGUGGCCGGAGCGGAUUUCAUUGAAAUUCAUAAUGCCCAUGGGUAUCUGCUUGCAUCUUUUUUGACUCCCUACGCGAACAAGCGGACAGAUGAGUAUGGUGGAUCUUUUGAGAGUCGCAUGCGAUUGCCGUUGGAGAUUGCUCAGUUGACUCGCGAUACGGUGGGUGAGCAUGUACCUGUUUUCCUGCGCCUUUCGGCGUCGGAUUGGCUGGAUAGUAGUUCAAGCGAAAUCUGGAGCCUGCAGGAUGCGGUGAGGUUUGCUGAAGCGCUGGCUGUGCAAGGGGCUAUUGAUUUAGUUGAUGUUUCUUCUGGCGGUUUACAUUCUAGUCAGAAAGUGAAGUCCGGGCCUGGAUUUCAGGCACCGUUUGGCAUUGCGGUUAAGAAGGCGGUCGGGGACAGGAUGCUUGUUGCGACUGUUGGUCAUAUUAGAGACGGGAAGCUGGCAAAUCAAUUGCUUGAAGAAGGAGGAUUGGAUGUCAUUCUUGUCGGGCGUGGAUUUCAGAAAGAUCCUGGACUGGUCUGGACCUUUGCGCAGCACCUUGAUGUCGAGAUUGCUAUGCCGGGCCAGAUUCGCUGGGGCUUCUCCAAACAAGGACGGAGGGGGACGCCCUUUGUCGAUCCGUCAGUUUAUAAACCCUCAGUGUGA
Messenger RNA from Aspergillus eucalypticola CBS 122712, 2092 nucleotides. RefSeq names its product NADH:flavin oxidoreductase/NADH oxidase. The record is from RefSeq and is a predicted model, not a curated record. Bases 62 to 2092 code for a protein of 676 amino acids. Gene Ontology annotation, cellular component: intracellular anatomical structure. Gene Ontology annotation, molecular function: FMN binding; NADPH dehydrogenase activity; NADP binding. The transcript has 5 exons. NCBI's taxonomy places the organism in Eukaryota, Fungi, Ascomycota, Eurotiomycetes, Eurotiales, Aspergillaceae.